AUGCCAGGGACAGCGCAAAAAAAGGACCACCGUGCGAAAUUCCACGCCGCUCGGGACAAGCACAAUGUCGCACAGCUCCCCCGCAAGCGCUUCUACCGCCAACGCGCGCACGCGAAUCCAUUCUCAGACCAUGCUUUAGAAUACCCUGUAUCACCAGCGGACAUGGACUGGGCAAAAUACUACCCCGACUAUGUAGCAGACACCGACGCCGACGGGGCCAGCUCGGGUCGUCCGAGGCCGCUGAAGCAGAAUGUUGAGAUUGUUGACAUUGGCUGCGGCUAUGGUGGUCUUCUCGUUGCCCUAUCACCCAUCCUACCAGAUAAACUCAUGCUCGGCCUCGAGAUUCGCUCACAAGUCACCGCGUUCGUCCAAGAGCGCAUCUACGCCCUGCGCAAGCAGCACCAAGACAAGAGCGGCAGCGGCAACGGCGGCACCUACCAAAACGCCGCGUGCAUCCGCGCCAACUCGAUGAAGUUCCUGCCCAACUUCUUCCGCAAGGCGCAGCUCUCCAAGAUCUUCAUCUGCUUCCCCGACCCGCACUUCAAGGCGCGCAAGCACAAGGCGCGCAUCGUCUCGGCCACGCUCAACUCCGAGUACGCGUUCGCGCUGCGGCCCGGCGGCCUCGUCUACACCAUCACCGACGUCGAGGCGCUGCACGGCUGGAUGGUGGAGCACUUUGAGGCGCACCCGGCGUUCGAGCGCGUCCCGGAGGAGGAGGCCGAGGCGGAUCCGUGCGUGGCGGUCAUGAGGGCGGAGACGGAGGAGGGGAAGAAGGUGGCGAGGAACAACGGACUCAAGCUCGUGGCCGUGUUCCGGCGCAGGGAGGAUCCGCCCUGGUGA
This is a messenger RNA of Cordyceps fumosorosea ARSEF 2679, 840 nucleotides long. Its product is annotated as tRNA methyltransferase. Bases 1 to 840 code for a protein of 279 amino acids. Gene Ontology annotation, molecular function: tRNA (guanine(46)-N7)-methyltransferase activity. Gene Ontology annotation, cellular component: tRNA methyltransferase complex. The record is from RefSeq and is a predicted model, not a curated record. Gene Ontology annotation, biological process: tRNA methylation; RNA (guanine-N7)-methylation. The transcript is spliced from 3 exons. Lineage: Eukaryota; Fungi; Ascomycota; Sordariomycetes; Hypocreales; Cordycipitaceae.